This is a messenger RNA of Nematostella vectensis (starlet sea anemone), 3492 nucleotides long. Its product is annotated as PR domain zinc finger protein 14. The record is from RefSeq and is a predicted model, not a curated record. Gene Ontology annotation, molecular function: protein binding. The transcript has 4 exons. Lineage: Eukaryota; Metazoa; Cnidaria; Anthozoa; Actiniaria; Edwardsiidae. Gene Ontology annotation, cellular component: nucleus. Bases 415 to 1611 code for a protein of 398 amino acids.
GAGAAACCUAGUAAAAAGAGACAAGGGAUAAAACUCUUUUUACCCGCCCUAGAAAACACGGCAGACAAAUAUCUUUAGCUCAAAUUCAUCGGCCCAAAAUUCCUACAGCGAUAGAAGAAAGAUGUCUUUUUAAGCUAGUCAUGUUAAAAAAUGAAUAAAUACGUUCUCAUGUCCACAAUAAUGCAUCUCGCAAACAUUUCAUUCUCUGGCUCUAUUCUGCCGUUUCAUCCGAGGCAGAGGUGGACGGAAGUAUAUGCAUAAGAACCUUCUACUUCCGUUUGCGUAAUAAUAAGAGAAUCGCGCCAGCCCUUUCUUGUUUCGCUCGUACUGAGACACGCGGAAAAAGCUCUUCAAAGAAAAAUAUAAGAUCAUUUAUCGCGAUCCCCUUAUCGCGGCAGUCCUAUCUUAGCUGAUAUGCCGUCCUUGGAACAGACAGUCCCUCGUGGGAUGAGCAUCCUUAGGAAGCCAGACCCCACCCAAGUGGGCGUGUUUUGCAGCCAGGUGAUGAUCCCAAGAGGCACGCGCUUUGGACCCUACACCGGACGCAUCGUGUUUCCGGACGAUCUUCGGACAGACCUUGACAAUAGACACAUGUGGGAGGUGUUUGCCCACGAAAAAGUAUCCUAUUACAUCGAUGGCCAAGACGAGCAGAACAACUGGAUGAAAUUCAUCAACUGUGCCAACAGUAAUACCGAGCAAAACAUGUCGGUGAUUCAACAGGGCAGCGACAUCUACUACGAGGCAUGCGCAGACAUUUACCGAGGAGCCGAGCUUCUCGUCUGGUACGGCAGCAACUAUGAGCUUUACAUGGGAAUACCGCUGAGUCUAAAGACCGAGGGCAAGGAAUCAGUUGUUAAAAACAAGAGCAAUGACGAAAAUAACGGCUUCGCGUGCGAGCGCUGCGGCAAAGUGUUCGCGUACGAGUACUACCGCGACAAGCACCUCAAGUACACACGAUGCAUCGACAACGGCGACCGUAAGUUCCCGUGCACUCUUUGCGAUCGAUCCUUCGAGAAGCGUGACCGACUUCGCAUCCAUGUACUCCACGUGCACCACAAGCACCGCCCGCAUCAGUGCAGCGUGUGCAGCAAGCGCUUCUCGCAGUCGUCAAGUCUUAACAAGCACAUGAGAGUCCAUAGCGGUGAGCGACCAUACAAGUGCCCGUACUGCGAAAAGGCAUUCACUGCGUCUUCCAUUCUACGUACCCACGUCCGGCAACAUUCCGGGGAAAAGCCCUUCAAGUGUAAACACUGCGGCAAAGCGUUCGCAUCGCACGCGGCACAUGACAGUCACGUGAGACGAACGCAUACCAAAGAGAAGCCAUGCGUGUGUCACUUCUGCGGAAAGGCAUUUGCUCAAUCGUACGAACUCAAGUUCCACAUCAACAUGCACACCGGAGCCAAGCCUUACACUUGCGAGAAAUGCGGACGCGGGUUUUCUAGCCCAUCAUCACGUGACCGACAUCGCGUCCACUUCGAUUGCACCACACGCAAGAACAGGGCACCAAAGACGAUGAAAAAGCAAAACAUUUCCAUAAAUCCACUUGCUGUGCCUCAGCUGAUAACAAAAGCAGCACGCGGUCGAGAUACGAUACCUUGUUACAAAGACUGACAGGUGCCUGACAAUGUAGAACGCAAGUGAUAGAAAACGUAAAGGAGAAAAUGAAAAUGCAGGAAUAGGCCUUAAAAAUACAGGAAUAAACAUUGAAGGCUUAAAAGUACAGAAUACUCUUUGAAGGCUUAAAAGAACAGGGAUACUCUUUGUACGCUUAAAAGUACAGGAAUACUCUUUUAAGGCUUAAAGGAAUACUCUUUCAAGGCUUAAAAGUACAGCGAUAAUCUUAGCAGGCUUAAAAGUAAAGGAAUACUCUUUGAAGGCUUAAAAGUACAGGAAUACUCUUUGAAGGCUUAAAAGAACAGGGAUACUCUUUGUACGCUUAAAAGUACAGGAAUACUCUUUUAAGGCUUAAAGGAAUACUCUUUCAAGGCUUAAAAGUACAGCGAUAAUCUUAGCAGGCUUAAAAGUAAAGGAAUACUCUUUGAAGGCUUAAAAGUACAGGAAUACUCUUUGAAGGCUUAAAAGUACAGGAAUACUCUUUAAAGGCUUAAAAGUACAGGAAUACUCUUUCAAGGCUUAAAAGUAGAGGAAUACUCUUUCAAGGAUUAAAAGUACAGGGAUAAUCUUUGAAGGCUAAAAAUUACAGGAAUACUAUUUGAGGGCUUGAAAGUACAGGUCGAAUACUCUUUGAAGGCUUAAAAGUAUAGGGAUAACCUUUGAAGGCUUAAAAGAACAGGGAUAAUCUUGGAAGGCUUAAACGUACAGGAAUACUCCUAGAAGGCUUAAAAGUAAAGGAAUACUCUUUGAAGGCUUAAAAGUACAGGAAUACUCUUUAAAGGCUUAAAAGUACAGGAAUACUCUUUCAAGGCUUAAAAGUAGAGGAAUACUCUUUCAAGGAUUAAAAGUACAGGGAUAAUCUUUGAAGGCUUAAAAUUACAGGAAUACUAUUUGAGGGCUUGAAAGUACAGGUCGAAUACUCUUUGAAGGCUUAAAAGUAUAGGGAUAACCUUUGAAGGCUUAAAAGAACAGGGAUAAUCUUGGAAGGCUUAAACGUACAGGAAUACUCCUAGAAGGCUUAAAAGUAAAGGGAUACUCUUUGAAGGCUUAAAAGUACAGGAAUACUCUUUAAAGGCUUAAAAGUACAGGAAUACUCUUUCAAGGCUUAAAAGUAGAGGAAUACUCUUUCAAGGAUUAAAAGUAGAGGAAUACUCUUUCAAGGAUUAAAAGUGCAGGGAUAAUCUUUGAAGGCUUAAAAUUACAGGAAUACUCUUUCAAGGCUUAAAAGUAGAGGAAUACUCUUUCAAGGAUUAAAAGUAGAGGAAUACUCUUUCAAGGAUUAAAAGUACAGGGAUAAUCUUUGAAGGCUUAAAAGUAAAGGAAUACUCUUUGAAGGCUUAAAAGUACAGGAAUACUCUUUGAAGGCUUAAAAGUACAGGAAUACUCUUUCAAGGCUUAAAAGUAGAGGAAUACUCUUUCAAGGAUUAAAAGUACAGGGAUAAUCUUUGAAGGCUUAAAAUUACAGGAAUACUAUUUGAGGGCUUGAAAGUACAGGAAUACUCUUUGAAGGCUUAAAAGUAUAGGGAUACUCUUUGAAGGCUUAAAAGUACAGGAGUACUCUUUGUAGGCUUAAAAGUACAGGGAUACUCUUUGAAGGUUUAAAAGUACAGGGAUAACCUUUGAAGGCUUAAAAGUACAGGGAUAAUCUUUGAAGCCUGCUUAAAGUGCUCGGGAGUAGUUCGUAGAGGUCAAGAUGCAACGCCUCACAGAGACUUCCGGACAACUGGCGAUCUCGAAUAAUUGGAACGUAAUUGAUAGAAAGUGAAAAAAAGAGGCAAUUCUCGAAUAAAACGCAUCAAUAGCAUCUUCCUGCACUAUUUCAGGUUUUUAAAAGAAAUUUAGAUAACACUAAAAAAUAUACAGUCUUCUGCAUGACCU